This is a messenger RNA of Myotis myotis, 1991 nucleotides long. It is a transcript of the gene SIAH2, whose product is annotated as siah E3 ubiquitin protein ligase 2. The transcript is spliced from 2 exons. Lineage: Eukaryota; Metazoa; Chordata; Mammalia; Chiroptera; Vespertilionidae. The record is from RefSeq and is a predicted model, not a curated record. Gene Ontology annotation, cellular component: cytoplasm. Gene Ontology annotation, biological process: proteasome-mediated ubiquitin-dependent protein catabolic process; multicellular organism development. Gene Ontology annotation, molecular function: ubiquitin protein ligase activity; ubiquitin conjugating enzyme binding; zinc ion binding. The coding region runs from base 35 to 1024 and encodes 329 amino acids.
GACACCCGCAGUUCCAUGGUUGGUUCGGAGCGCGAUGAGCCGCCCGUCCUCCACCGGCCCCAGCGCUAACAAACCCUGCAGCAAACAGCCGCCGCCGCCGCCCCAGCACGCUCCGUCCCCGGCUGCGCCCCCGGCCGCCGCCACCAUCUCGGCAGCGGGCCCCGGCUCGUCCGCGGUGCCCGCCGCGGCGGCGGUGAUCUCGGGCCCCGGCAGCGGCGGUGGCGGCGGCGGCGGCGCGGCUGGCCCGGUGUCCCCACAGCACCACGAGCUGACCUCGCUCUUCGAGUGCCCGGUCUGUUUUGACUAUGUCCUGCCCCCCAUCCUGCAGUGCCAGGCCGGGCACCUGGUGUGUAACCAAUGCCGCCAGAAGUUGAGCUGCUGCCCGACGUGCAGGGGCGCCCUGACGCCCAGUAUCAGGAACCUUGCUAUGGAGAAGGUGGCCUCGGCAGUCCUGUUUCCCUGCAAGUAUGCCACCACAGGCUGCUCCCUGACCCUUCACCACACAGAGAAGCCAGAGCACGAAGACAUCUGUGAAUACCGGCCCUACUCCUGCCCCUGUCCUGGUGCUUCCUGCAAGUGGCAGGGGUCCCUGGAGGCGGUGAUGUCCCAUCUCAUGCACGCCCACAAGAGCAUUACCACCCUUCAGGGAGAAGACAUUGUCUUUCUAGCUACAGACAUUAACCUGCCGGGGGCUGUCGACUGGGUGAUGAUGCAGUCGUGUUUUGGCCAUCACUUCAUGCUGGUGCUAGAGAAACAAGAGAAGUACGAAGGCCACCAGCAGUUCUUUGCCAUCGUGCUGCUCAUCGGCACUCGCAAGCAGGCCGAGAACUUUGCCUACAGACUGGAGCUGAAUGGGAACCGGCGGAGGCUGACCUGGGAGGCCACACCCCGAUCCAUUCAUGACGGCGUGGCUGCGGCCAUCAUGAACAGCGAUUGCCUAGUUUUUGACACAGCCAUAGCACAUCUUUUUGCAGAUAAUGGGAACCUUGGAAUCAAUGUGACUAUUUCAACAUGUUGUCCAUGAUGCAGCGAAAUUAUUUGGGCAUAGUGCUCUAUGGUUAAUAAAGGAUUUUAUGGAUGUUUUAUUCACUAUGUCUUCACAAGUCAAGGUCCCCAGUUACCUUGUGUUCUGUUUGAACAUCAGCCCAAUGGAGUUCAUUAAACUGGGGUGAAUGCUUUUGGCCUGUUGGUUCUAUAACUUGAUUAUUAAAUUUUACUUCCUGAAUAGCCCUUGACCGGUUGCUCAGGGCUCCUGCAGACAGACCAGUAGGUUAAGAACUGGAGGCUUCUUCCUGCCCCCUCCCUAAGUGGUCCCUCCAAAUUGACAAAGCACAGUGACUGUCAGAAGAUUGCUUUCAUCUUGUGUUUAGGGGUAGGAGUUGGUUUAGUGCAUUUUAAACAGUGUUCCUGUUUCUCAAACUGGAAGGCUAAUCAGUAUGCAUAGUUACCUGGAGUACUCCUGUUAGACAUGCAGAUUUGAGAGCCUAUGAAUUUAACAAUCCCAUCAGGUGAUACUUAUCAACAGUGAAGUUUGAGAAUUACUGGGUUAAGUUGUGGGGAAAGGGUCCAGAUUUUAAAGGUGCUUUACAGUUGCCCUCAACUGAUACCAUUUGUCUUUCUACUAUCUCAUCCCCCAAAGCCCAUCCCUCAAAUUAAAACUAGAACUACAGGUCCCCAGGAACACAUUCCCAAGACUUGGUCUUUCUCUUGUGUUUGGGGUGGAUUACCUAGAAAAGUGAGUCCUAUGUCCACUGAUAGUCGUCACGUAAUUAGAUUUUGCUCAUCACCAGUACAGGAGAGCUGUUUACAUGAGGCUUCCCUUGGAGGCCCUCCUUGAUCAUAAAUGGUGGGAAAGACUAGGUCAAUAGAGUGGGGAAAGCUUUAUAACCAAUGUUAUAUGCUUGCUACUUAAAGGUAUGUGUUGGGGUUUUUUUGUUUUGUUUUUUGCCACAUUCACUUUAGUUUUUUAAUAAAUAUUUUUCAAAACUGAA